Molecule: messenger RNA, 1525 nt
Organism: Cynara cardunculus var. scolymus (artichoke)
Lineage: Eukaryota; Viridiplantae; Streptophyta; Magnoliopsida; Asterales; Asteraceae
Product: DNA repair protein rad9
Exons: 10
Coding region: 34-1341 (435 amino acids)
Biological process (GO): DNA repair; mitotic intra-S DNA damage checkpoint signaling; cellular response to ionizing radiation
Cellular component (GO): checkpoint clamp complex
Source: RefSeq, a predicted model, not a curated record
CCCGCCACUUCUGCUGUUGCGGAGAAGACAAGGAUGGAGUUGAGCCUCAGUGGGAAUGCUUUGAAGACGUUUGCCCGAUCUAUCACGUGUCUGGCACGCAUUGGCAAUGAGGUCACCCUCCAAGCUUCCCCUUCCCAGUUAGCUUUGCAUACUCUUAACUCUUCAAGGUCUGCGUAUCAGUCUAUCACACUAAAACCUUCCUUCUUUGAUGUGUACACUGUUGCUGGAUCCCAAGUGCAGUGCAGCGUCCUUUUGAAGGCCAUUUGUUCUGUUCUUAGGACAUCAUUAACAAGCAUUGACCAUAUGACUGUGCUUUUGCACGAUCCUGAUGCAUCAAAAGUGCAGUGGACUUUGGACUGCAACAAUGGUAUGAAAAAAUCAUAUUGGAUUACAUGCAAUGUUGAACCAGAUGUACAACAUCUCUCUCUUGAUAGAAGAAGGCUCCCAAGCAGCUUUGUAGUGAGACCUCGUGACCUCAACAGAUUACUAGCUAAUUUUCAGUCAACCCUUCAGGAAAUAACUGUCAUAGCAACAGAGACCACAGCGUUACCAUCUGAUGCCGCAAAUGAAGUUGGAGGGAAAGCUGUUGAACUUAGAAGCUAUAUAGACCCGAGUAAAGAAAAUGAUUCGUCAUUACACACUCAGUUGUGGAUAGAUCCUUGUGAAGAGUUUGUGCAAUAUACACAUUCUGGAGACCCUGUAGAUGUAACCUUUGGUGUGAAAGAGUUGAAGGCAUUUCUUUCAUUUUGCGAAGGAUGUGAAGUUGACAUACACUUAUAUUUUGAGAAAGCUGGCGAGCCUAUUCUGAUGGCACCUAAAUUUGGUCUAGAGGAUGCCUCAGUUUCAAACUUUGAUGCCACUUUGGUACUAGCGACCAUGCUGGUGUCCCAGCUACAUGACAGGAGAACUUCCACAGAACUUAAUGCGGCUCCUGCAACUCGUGGAACAGAGGACCAACCACAAGAGAGACCAAAAGGAAAUGAUUCUGAACAUCCUGAUCACACUAGAAUUUGGUCAGAACUUUCAGCAAGUGCCACCAAAAGUGCAACCGGACCUCCUCAAGAAAGGGAAAGAGAUCUGAAUACAAAUGGUUAUGGGGAUAUUCAGAGGAUUAGCACAAUGCACAUCUCUAAAGCUAGAGAAGAUGGAAGAAAUUUGGCGACCAACACCUACCCUGCAAUGCAAAGAGAACAUGUGGAAGAAGCUCAAGAAAUGGAUGGUCCUGGCACAGUCUCACAACGUCAUCUCAGUAACUGGGUCGAUGCGGAUGAGGAUGAUGAAGAAGGGGAGGAUUCAGAACCUUAUGUUCAGGCAACGCCACCAUAUUGCGAGGAACAAUAGUACCUACGAAAUCUGAACGUAUGGCAGACACCAUCAGAUCACAUUAAUUCCGUUCUUCUUUUCAUGACGAUGCAUCUUCAAAUGUUGUUAUCCCCAAGGAACCCCUUUCGGGUUCUUUUUAAUUAUCAAAGGGACAUUGUUCCUGUAAAUCUUUCUUUUCAUUACAAAGGUCUGAAUCAUGAAA